AUGAAUUUAGGUAUAAAAGGAAAGCGAUGGAAAUUUAAUUUCGUGAUUAAUCGUGGAAUAUUCUGUAAGUGGCAGGUAUACACAAGUGCUGAUAUGUGUCAGGGCAUUAGUUUUUAUGAUGCAUAUUUGUUGCAAAUAUAA
This is a messenger RNA of Babesia microti strain RI, 141 nucleotides long. RefSeq lists its product as hypothetical. The record is from RefSeq and is a predicted model, not a curated record. Bases 1 to 141 code for a protein of 46 amino acids. Lineage: Eukaryota; Apicomplexa; Aconoidasida; Piroplasmida; Babesiidae. The transcript has a single exon.